ACCGCCGCCAUCCACCCCAUGUCCUCCGCUGCACACAAGAGACUCCUCAAGGAGGUGCACCAGACUGCAGACCCGGCGUCGCUGCCCGACUCCAUCGUGUCUCUGCACCCCCGGUCGGAGUCAGACCUGCACAACUGGGUCGCCGUGAUCCACCCGUCGGCGUCGUCGGGCUCGCUCUACGCCGCCGGCUACUUCAGGUUGCUCAUCUGCGUGCCGCCAGCGUACCCGUUGGAGCCACCGCAGAUCCGGUUCGACGUGGACAACCCCGCAGGCGCCGGCGCCGGCGCCAAGGACCCCAUCUGCAGACAGAUCCCACACUGCAACGUGGACUUCAAGACAGGCGAGAUCUGCUUGGACAUCUUGAAGCCCGACUGCUGGUCGCCCGCGUGGACGCUACAGACAGCGGUCUUGGCAAUAGUGGUAUUGCUGGACAACCAGGAGCCCGACAGCCCCUUGAACGUGGACAUGGCCAACCUCUUCCGGCUCGACGACCAGACCGCCAUCCGGUCCGUCAUCAACUACUACGUCCACCGCCCGGUCUGAGCGCCGAUUUACUGUAUUUUAUAUUAUUAUUACUAUCUUAUAUAUAUAAAUCUUAGUAAAACACUUAUUUCUUGGACUUGUCCUUGGCAGCAGCCUCCUUUAAGACCUUCUUGACAACCUUUUGUUCUUCAAUGAGGAAAGCUCUGACGAUUCUUUCCUUGACACAGUUGGCGC
Messenger RNA from Pichia membranifaciens NRRL Y-2026, 717 nucleotides. RefSeq lists its product as hypothetical. The transcript has a single exon. Bases 19 to 543 code for a protein of 174 amino acids. Lineage: Eukaryota; Fungi; Ascomycota; Pichiomycetes; Pichiales; Pichiaceae. The record is from RefSeq and is a predicted model, not a curated record.